Messenger RNA from Schistosoma turkestanicum, 4590 nucleotides. Lineage: Eukaryota; Metazoa; Platyhelminthes; Trematoda; Strigeidida; Schistosomatidae. The record is from the annotation of a GenBank genome assembly.
UUCAAGUGAUAACAUUUCAGAACAAUAAAGCAAUGUAUACUAAAACUGGAUUUACCAAAAAAUCAAUGAUGCAACAACAGUUUACACGAGAACUAAAUGCUCGUCUGAAACAGCUGUCAUUGAAAAGUGAAUGUUCUGAAUCAAAUGAACGUUCAGAAAGAUCUUCACUGUCCUCAUCAUCACCAUCAUCAUCCGUGUCGUCUAUUUCAUUGCCAAGAACCAGUUUUUCAAUGCAUAAAAAUAGUUCUUUAAAAGAUAAAAAUUUUACCAAAAAACUUUCCAAUGAUUUACAAAAAUCAAAUGGAACAAAUUUAUCACAUAAAAACAUAAAUCUUUGUCAAAAAAUUCCUAUUGAGCCGAAAAGUUUACGACAGCCAAAUGAUAAGAAAUUAUAUCAUGAGAAAAAACAAUUUUCAAAGAAUGAAAUUAAUUCUUUCGACUCAAAACAACAAAUCUAUUCUAAAGAUAAUUAUAUUGAAAUAAAUCAAGCGAAUAAAAGCAAUGCCAAAAGUACCUUUUCACCGAAGACUAGACCUAAAUCUUCUGAAUCGUGGAACCAAAAUGUAAAAGGAAGAAAGAAACUCAAUUCAGCUGAUGAAUAUAUUUCACGAAAGACACAUAGAUAUGAUAUAUCCUCCGUAAGGCAAGAUAUAGAUGUUGAUGAGAUGUCUGAAAAAACUGACUACGAUCUAGAAUUGGAAUGUUUAGAAGAUGAUACAGUAAUUAUAGAUGAUAACAAAUCAACAAUCGAUAUAUCAGAUUCAGAUUUUUCUUGUACAAGACAACUGAGUAAUCUACCAGAAGAAAUUCUACCACCAGUUAUUGCAUCUCUACUACCCAAUACACCAUCAGUGUUACGUUUUGUUGAUAGUAAACAGACUGUACCAAAACUACCAAAACCUUACAAAUAUCAACUUCUUUGGCGUCCCAGUGCUAUUACACCAAAUGUUGUUAAACGUGUAUUGAGAAGAUCUAAUUUUCGGAUUACUCUAAAGUCCAAUGAAUGGAUUGGUUAUUAUGGAAAUAAUUUAAAACCAUUUGGUUUUCGUCCUGUAAGAGAAUAUCAAAAAGUUAAUCAUUUCCCUGGUUCAUUUCAAUUAGGUCGUAAAGAUAAAUUAUGGUUGAAUUUAAAUCAUUUACGUAUGCGUUUUGGCAAAAAAUCAAUUGAUUUUGUACCGCGGACAUUUUGUUUACCGAGUGAUUUAAAAUCAUUGAAAGAAUAUUGGACACAACAAGAAAAUGAACAUAAAAAUUCUUUAAAUAAUGAUGCAUUAUCUUAUUUUCGACCUAAAUGGAUUAUGAAACCGCCAGCAUCAGCUCGUGGAAUCGGGAUUAAAUUAGUUCGUGGUUGGUCUGAUAUUCCUCAACAACGUCGAGUCAUUGUUCAAUCAUAUAUUAAUCAACCAUAUUUAAUUGAUGGAAAGAAGUUUGACAUCAGACUGUAUGUACUUGUGUCAGGAUUUAGUCCACUUCGAGCGUAUGUAUACAGAGAAGGUUUAGUGAGAUUCGCUUCACAAAAAUAUUCUACUGCUCUUCAACACCUGAGAAAUCGUUUUGUGCAUUUAACAAAUUAUUCUAUUAAUAAAUAUAAUAAAACAGAUGAAACAUUCGUAUCAAAUCAUAAAUGGAAAUUGAGUACAUUAUGGUCAUAUCUAACAGAACGUGGAGUUGAUGUAUUGAAUCUUUGGUCACGUAUUGUUGAUAUCAUUUUUAAAACAUUAUCCUCCGUUGUCAAUUGUAUUGCAACAAUGGUUGAUCAAAAUUGUCGACGACGUGCAUCAGUUUAUGAAUUAUUUGGUUUUGAUAUUAUAUUGGAUGCAGAUCUUAAACCAUGGCUUUUAGAAGUGAAUGUAUCACCUAGUUUACAUACAAAUACAAAACUCGAUGAUGAAGUAAAAACUGCCGUUGUUAAAGAUAUGUUCAAUAUAUGUGGAUUUCAAUUGCCGCCGAACUAUCGUUUAUCACUAUCUCUUACAACAAUUCCAUCGAAGUCACAAAAUACCAUUCACCAUCAACUCAAUAAGAAUAGAAAUUCAAGUGUGACGGGAAGAAUUACAAGCGGAUCAAUGAAACAACCACAGAACGGCAAUCACUUUUCUAUGUCAUGCAGAAACAACAAUGACAAUCUCAGCUACAAUCGAAAAUUAUCUAAUAAUAAAGAUGUAUGCAUUCCAUCCAGUGCAUUUAUUCGUCAAUCAUCUGCUCCAUUGAAAACAUUUAUGUAUAAAGGAAUCUCGCCUGUUCAUGGAUUGCCUCCGUCAAGUCCAUCUCUUAACAGUACACAUGCAAAAAAGUUCACAGUCUCCACUAAAACAAUAUUUGGUAAAAAAAUUGAUGAAAAAGGAAAUGCUAGUAAAAUUAUUGUAAAUAAUAGUAAUAAUAUUAAUAAUAAUAAUUCAUUAUUAAGUAAUCAUAAUGAUCGAUUCUCUUUUGACCCAUAUGUACCGAUGACAGAUCCACGUUUAUGGGAUAUUAGUUUGUCAGCAGAGGAUAAAAGAAAGCAUCUAUUUUAUUCAAGUUUAUUGAUCGAUAAAAAUAAAGAUAAAUCAUCGCAAAUUUUUAAUAGAUUGAGCAAACAUAAUAUGAAGAAUCCAACUACAGGUACUAGAACUACUACUACUACUAGUAGUAGAGCUAGCAUUGCAGAAAAAUGUUCCAAGGAUCCUAUGGACGCAUUGCAUCAUAUUUUAUUGGAACUUUCACCGGAUGAUUUGCGUACAUUAGUCAAUUUAAUAGAUGAACGUUAUCGUGCUGCACUUGGCAAUUUUCAAUGUAUUUUUCCAAUUCAUGGAUCUAAAGGCUAUCGAAUGUUGAAAUUUCUACAAGGAGCUUAUCAAGACCAUAUGCUUCGUGGUGGUACAUUAGGCUCAAGAUCACCUUCUUUCUACUAUUAUGAUCUACUUCAUUAUGUAUUUUUGACAGUUUAUCAUAAUACAGAAGGUAAUGAUAACUUCUCGUGUGAUUCAUUUGUCCACUGUAGUUAUGAUAAAAUUUUACCAGAUCAAGUAGCGCUUAUUUCAAAUGAAUUAAAUGAUGAAUCUUUAUCCAUAGCAAGUGAAAUGACAGGAGUUUCAAUGUUUGGUUUAAAGUGCCUAAUCAAUUUAUGUAAAGAAGCGGCACAUUUGAGUAAUUUAGAUAAUCCUAUGAAAUCUAGUCAGUCUUCCAAAACACAAGGUGACACAAAAUCAAAAACAUCAAAUUUUGGUUCAAAUAAAAUUGAUCUCCGUGAAUAUAACGAAACUGACGAUUCAAUUUCACUAGUAUAUCAAAAUAGUAGUUGUUCUACUGAAAAUCAGUACAAAUAUCUAAAUAAUGUCAGUACUAUUUACAGUGCAGAGAAAUGCUCAAACCAAACACAAACAAUAACUCAAUGUACUCGUGAAAAUAAUACUGAGAAUUUGAGGCUACAUCACGAACAUGAUUCACACAAUAAAUCUUCAUCAUGGAAAACUAAAAGAGUUCAAUCCUCGCUAAAAAAUAUAAAAUCUAUUCAAACAAAUAUAAAAUCAAAUAAUCGGAAUUGUUUUGGAUCAAUGUUAUCAAUUAAAAAUACUAGUACUAAUUUCGAUAACUGCACCAAGAACGCUGUUACGAAUACUAAAGCUGUAAAUGCAGCAAAUAAUACAUUGAAAGGAUCAACGUCAAUUUCUGACAUAUCAUCGGACAAAAAGCAAACAAACCUUUCAUCAUUACAAGUUCAAACAUCUAACUGGGAUGAAAAUAUUUUCACAUCAUCUGACGAUCUUAUGUGUACUUUGAAUAAUUCUCGAAAUUUGUCAUGUGAACCUCAAACAACAAAAAACAUGGAUUCUGUAAAAUAUUCAACAACAUCAUCUUCACUAUCCUCAUCAUCAAUAACAACAGUAGCAUCUACGAAUUCACCAAAAUGCUACUAUGGUUAUCAUGUUCUGCAACGUAUGAAUUCAAAAAGAAUUUGCGAGUCACCUGAUGAAAUGUAUGACUUUUCACAGUAUCUUACUAAAAAUGAUAAGCAUACUAAUGAACGAACCAAAAAGUCAGAAAUAUGUCUCACUGAUGAACAAUUAUAUACUACUACAAGCAGUAGUAAUGGCACAAUAAAUGACUUGAAAAAUAAAAGGCAUAAGCGACAACUAUCAUCUGAACAUCAAGGUAAUAUGUAUACUGAUGGUAUGUUGAAUAAUCAUCGGCGUUAUCAUCGUAUCAAGUCGACUACAUCUAUGCGUUCAAUAAUAAAACCUUAUUCACAAGACAGAAAAUUGUGUUCCAAUAAUAAAUCUAAUCAUGGCACAGGAUCUUAUGAAGAGGUCUCUUUACAGUCUCACUCCAGUGGUUAUUCAUCAUUUAUACGAGACAAAUUAAAUUCUUCCUACGGACUACUUCCAUUAGAAAUACAAAAAGCACAAAAAUCUAGUUGACAUGAUCAAGGUCAAUCAAUAUACAUGUGAAAUGAGCAUUUUAACUCACUGUGAUAACUAACAAUCACUAUUAUGACUACGAUAUAUAUAUAUAUAUAUAAAACAUCAUUGAUCAAAAAUAAUCUAAACUGCUUCAAAAUGCAUUUCAUCCAAACCUUCAAUUUGAUUAUACUUUCUUAUAUAUAAUUCAGAG